AUUUUAAAGGGGGAAGAAAAUUUGAGAGUUCCUUCUUAAGAACUAAGAACAGGUGUGAAACUGAAUCUGAUUCUUAAGCAAAAUGACAACUCAAAUAGAAACUAGUAUGCAUUAUAACUAUGAGUAUGAAGAAGAAGAGUACAUGAACCAAGAGGAAGAAUGGGACAGAGACCUGCUCCUGGACCCUGCAUGGGAGAAACAGCAAAGGAAGACAUUUACGGCCUGGUGCAACUCCCAUCUACGGAAAGCAGGCACACAGAUUGAGAAUAUUGAAGAGGAUUUCAGGAAUGGCCUUAAACUGAUGUUGCUUUUGGAAGUCAUUUCAGGAGAAAGACUACCGAAACCAGAUAGAGGAAAAAUGCGCUUCCAUAAAAUCGCAAAUGUCAACAAAGCCCUGGAUUAUAUAGCCAGCAAAGGCGUCAAACUUGUCUCAAUUGGUGCAGAAGAAAUUGUUGAUGGCAAUGUGAAAAUGACCCUGGGUAUGAUCUGGACAAUCAUCCUUCGUUUUGCUAUUCAAGAUAUUUCAGUAGAAGAGACAUCUGCCAAAGAAGGACUGCUGCUGUGGUGUCAGAGGAAAACUGCACCUUAUAGAAAUGUGAACAUUCAAAACUUCCAUCUUAGCUGGAAAGACGGCCUUGGCCUCUGUGCGCUUAUCCAUAGACACCGACCUGAUCUUAUUGACUACUCCAAGCUAUCUAAGGAUGAUCCACUGGGAAAUAUAAAUCUUGCCAUGGAUGUUGCUGAAAAACAUUUGGAUAUCCCAAAGAUGUUAGAUGCAGAAGAUAUUGUGAAUACUCCCAAACCUGAUGAGAGAGCUAUCAUGACUUAUGUUUCCUGCUUCUACCAUGCUUUUGCUGGAGCGGAGCAGGCAGAAACUGCUGCUAAUCGGAUUUGUAAGGUGCUUGCUGUGAACCAAGAAAAUGAAAAAAUGAUGGAAGAGUAUGAAAGACUAGCAAGUGAGCUUUUAGAGUGGAUUCGCCGCACAAUUCCUUGGCUGGAAAACAGGACUCCAGAGAGGACUAUGGUGGCUAUGCAGAAGAAGCUAGAAGACUUCCGAGAUUAUCGUCGCAAGCACAAGCCACCCAAGGUCCAAGAAAAAUGCCAGCUGGAGAUCAAUUUCAAUACGUUGCAGACCAAGUUAAGGAUCAGCAACAGGCCGGCUUUCAUGCCAUCAGAGGGCAAGAUGGUUUCAGAUAUUGCCAGUGCUUGGCAAAGGCUUGAACAAGCAGAAAAAGGCUAUGAGGAAUGGCUGCUGAACGAAAUACGAAGACUUGAGCGACUUGAACAUUUGGCUGCAAAAUUUAGGCAAAAGGCGGAUGCUCAUGACACGUGGUCAUAUGGCAAAGAACAGAUUCUGCAGCAGAAGGAUUACGAAUCUGCUUCUCUGACAGAGAUCCGGGCUUUGUUAAGGAAACAUGAGGCUUUUGAGAGCGACUUGGCGGCUCACCAGGACAGAGUGGAACAGAUCGCUGCCAUUGCCCAGGAGCUGAAUGAACUGGACUACCAUGACGCUGCAAGUGUCAAUGAUCGAUGUCAGAAGAUUUGUGAUCAGUGGGACAGACUGGGAACACUCACUCAGAAAAGGAGAGAAGCACUGGAGAGAACAGAGAAGUUGUUGGAAACUAUUGAUCAGCUGCACCUGGAGUUUAGCAAGAGGGCUGCUCCAUUCAACAACUGGAUGGAAGGUGCCAUGGAAGACUUACAAGACAUGUUUAUUGUUCAUAGUGUAGAAGAGAUCCAAAGUCUGAUCACUGCUCAUGAACAAUUUAAAGCCACUUUACCUGAGGCAGACGGUGAAAGGCAAGCUAUACUAUCAAUCCAUAAUGAAGUGGAGAAAGUGAUCCAGAGCUACAGCCUCCGAAUAAGUGCCAACAAUCCUUACAGCACAAUCACGCUGGAUGAGAUACGUACCAAAUGGGAGAAGGUAAAACAACUUGUGCCCAUAAGGGAUCAAUCGCUGCAAGAGGAACUGGCUCGCCAGCAUACCAAUGAACGCCUACGCCGGCAGUUUGCUGCUCAGGCCAAUGUCAUUGGGCCCUGGAUCCAAACCAAGAUGGAGGAAAUUUCCCGAAGCUCUGUUGAUAUUGGAGGGCCCUUAGAGGACCAGAUGAACCAACUGAAGCAAUGCGAGCAAAAUUUCAUCAACUACAAACACAACAUUGACAAACUGGAAGGAGAUCAUCAACUGAUACAAGAGGCCUUGGUGUUUGAUAAUAAGCAUACUAAUUAUACAAUGGAGCAUAUACGUGUUGGAUGGGAGCUGUUACUGACCACCAUUGCACGGACCAUCAAUGAAGUUGGGAAUCAAAUCCUCACAAGGGAUGCCAAAGGCAUCACACAGCAGCAAAUGAAUGAAUUCCGAGCAUCAUUUAAUCACUUUGACAGGAAGAAGAACGGGCUUAUGGACCACGAUGAUUUCAGAGCGUGCUUAAUUUCUAUGGGUUAUGAUUUGGGUGAAGCAGAGUUUGCCCGAACCAUGGCCCUGGUUGAUCCUAAUGGUCAAGGAACCAUCUCCUUCCAGUCUUUUAUUGACUUCAUGACCAGAGAGACUGCAGACACUGAUACUGCUGAACAAGUGAUUGCUUCUUUCAGAAUCCUCGCUACAGAUAAGCCUUAUAUUCUCGCCGAGGAAUUGCUUCGAGAGCUGCCACCCGAGCAAGCCCAGUACUGUAUCAAACGGAUGCCAGCGUACAAGGGUCCGGGAGCCGUUCCUGGAGCUCUGGAUUAUACCUCAUUUUCGUCAGCAUUGUAUGGGGAGAGUGACCUGUAACUGGCUACGGCCACCUGAGGCGAUUGAAAUGAAAACCUUACUUUCCAGCUUGUUGCUUCUUUGGCAAGCUGGCUUCAAAGUAAGCUUUUCCAAUUUAGCAGGUACAUUCAAUAAAUAACUAUACCUUAUAAAGUGUGCAGCAUUGAUAUCAUUUGAAUU
Molecule: messenger RNA, 2929 nt
Organism: Euleptes europaea (tarantolino)
Lineage: Eukaryota; Metazoa; Chordata; Lepidosauria; Squamata; Sphaerodactylidae
Gene: ACTN2
Product: actinin alpha 2
Exons: 21
Coding region: 83-2770 (895 amino acids)
Biological process (GO): actin cytoskeleton organization; muscle cell development
Cellular component (GO): plasma membrane; cortical actin cytoskeleton; cell projection
Molecular function (GO): calcium ion binding; actin filament binding
Source: RefSeq, a predicted model, not a curated record